This is a messenger RNA of Colletotrichum fioriniae, 741 nucleotides long. It is a transcript of the gene ATG37, whose product is annotated as Autophagy protein 37. Gene Ontology annotation, molecular function: fatty-acyl-CoA binding. The record is from RefSeq and is a predicted model, not a curated record. NCBI's taxonomy places the organism in Eukaryota, Fungi, Ascomycota, Sordariomycetes, Glomerellales, Glomerellaceae.
AUGGAGGGGGAUGUCGAUGGCGUCAUGGAGCGGCCGACCUCGGCUUCCGGCAUGCCAGCCGACGAGCUUCAACGCGAGAAAGACAAGUGGGAUGCGUGGAACCUCCAGAAAGGUCUGAGCCGGACGGAGGCGAAGAGAAGAUAUAUCGAGGCAUUGAUCGAGACGAUGCACAAAUAUGCGACAACACCAGACGCAAAGGAACUUGUCUCGGAACUCGAGUUCGUAUGGAAUCAGAUCAAGAACAAUAGCCCCAGCUCGACCGACUCUUCACCAAAAGGCACAGGUUACACCGGCGAAUUACGACAAUUCCAGCCACCCCUGGCUGGAUCCGAAGGCCCCCUGAAGGUUCUCAGCCCCAUGAGCGAGGACGAUGCCGCAGAUAGGAAUUCAGAUGGAAGGAUAGGUUACGACGAUGAUGACGAAGGGGACGCGCUCGUACCCAGCAGCAACUGGUCUCGCAGCGUGGAGCGCGCGCUUGAGAAGCUAUCCGCCGAGGUCGCAGCAUUACGAGAGCAAAUAACAACAGGGAGAGAGUGGAAGUCCAAAAAGUCACGAAGUUUCCCAGCCUGGCUACGAUGGUUUACAUGGGUUAUCAUGAAACAUAUAGCUAUUGAUAUGGUGCUGUUAGCCUUUAUCCUACUCUGGAUGCGCAAGCGGAAGGACCGGCGACUGGAAGACUUGGUCCGGGCAGGGGUCAAGUUGAUGCGGGAGUACGUUAGGAACGUCUUACCGGCCAGAUGA